Oppia nitens is the source of this 1195-nucleotide messenger RNA. Its product is annotated as peptidoglycan-recognition protein LB-like. The transcript has 4 exons. Gene Ontology annotation, biological process: peptidoglycan catabolic process. Gene Ontology annotation, molecular function: N-acetylmuramoyl-L-alanine amidase activity; zinc ion binding. The record is from RefSeq and is a predicted model, not a curated record. The coding region runs from base 83 to 1141 and encodes 352 amino acids. Lineage: Eukaryota; Metazoa; Arthropoda; Arachnida; Sarcoptiformes; Oppiidae.
AGCAGUAGUUGUUUAGUGACUGAGAGAGAGAGAGACAGACAUAUUAUUACAACAAAAACUACAACAAACUUACAAUUAAAAAAUGUUUGCCAAAAAACAACAAUUGGUGGUUAGUUUGCUAUCAAUAUUGGUGUUGUUAACAGUUAUUAAUUUAUAUAACUGUUCUAAUAAUUCWAUUCAUACGGGUGCUGCUGGUGGUGCUGUCGGUGCAAAUUUGGGUGCUCUUUCUACUGGUCCUCUUUAUCUUGUUCAUAAUGGUAGUAAUAGUUAUUGGACUACCAGACAAUCGUCUAUAGCUAAUAAUAAUAAUAAUAAUUCAAUUCAUACGGACUGUCCAGACAUACAUUGGGUAUUACGUAGCGAAUGGGGUGCCCGUUCACCCAACCGAUCGAUACCACCCAUGCAACUACCGGUCAGCCAUGUAUUCGUACAUCACACCAGUAGCUAUUCGAGACAGUGCCGCGAUCUGAACUCAUGUAUACUGGCUGUCCGAUCAAUCCAGGACAAUCAUAUGGACGUACGCGGUUAUCCAGAUAUUAGCUACAAUGCCCUAAUCGGCGGUGACGGCCGAGUAUAUCUGGGUCGCGAUUAUAAUACCCAGGGAUCCCAACCCCUGGGAAUGGCCGAUCAAUCGAUAACGGUUGCCGUUGUUGGCCAGUAUGAUCAGGUAGAACCUAGCGAUUUGGUAAUUGAGACUGGUAAAAAAUUGAUGCUAUGCGGACUCCGGCGAUUACAUGUUCGGCCAGAUUUUGAACUACACGGCCACCGGGAUCAGGUAUGCAAUACUUCAAGUCCGGGCCAGCGAUUGUACGAUCGGAUCAGUCAUUGGCCACAUUUUCGUAAAGGACCCCUACCCAGCUAUCGAUGUGCUGCUGCUGCUGCUGGUCAGCAAUCAGCACCUGUAGUAGCUCCGGCAGCUUUGGCAGCUUUGGCAGCUCCGGCAGCUCCGGCAGCUCCGGCAGCUCCGGCAGCUCCGGCAGCUCCGGCAGCUCCGGCAGCUCCGGCAGCUCCGGCAGCUCCGGCAGCUCCGGCAGCUCCGGCAGCUCCAGUAGCUCCAGUAGCUCCGGCAGCUCCGGCAGCUCCGGCAGCUCCGGCAGCUCAUGUAGCUCAUGAUAGUCGUAGUCAUAUUAUUGCUUAUUAAUAUUAUUAUUUUUUAAAAAAAAAAUCUAAAUAAUAAUACAAUUAAUUUGGUUAU